AUGGAUGAGCUUUUGCAGCUCGAUGAGAGUAUAUUUCAGGAGGAUGAGAGUCUGUAUGAUCGAAUGGAACGCUUGAGGCCGAAGUUUGACAUGACGAACGCUGCUCUGACAGCCAUGUGUGGCGACCCUCCAAUUCCCAUACAUUCAGAGAGCGACGAAGCAUGGCCACCAGAGGCUGAGUUGUUCAACAUUCUUGUUGACCUCAUCAAUGUACCGAAUCAAAACUAUAACCGCGCCACUUCGGCUUCACAAGCAGCAGCAGCAACAAAUGCGCUUUACCUCUCUAUGACCCCGGACGCGUCGCUGCGACACACGGAAGACUACUCGUAUGGUGCUCUCUGGACUGUCUGGUCGCAACUCUUCAACUUCAUCAAGCAAGUACCGGUCGAACACCAUGCGAUGCAAAGGCUGGUGGAUUGGAUUGCAGAGUUGAGGAUGAUAGAGGUGCAAACCUUGCAUAUCUGGGGCAAAGACAUCGAGCUGUGGAAAGGUCUACCGUUGUUAUAUCCGGAAUGGGUCGAAUGGGUAGAGCAGUAUUACGUGUUACCAGAGGACUGCAAGAGUCGCAGGUUCAGAACAUUUCGAGAUCUUUUGGAAACCAGUGGUGGCUACGCUCUCUGGAACUACUGGAAAUAG
Aureobasidium musti is the source of this 636-nucleotide messenger RNA. The record is from the annotation of a GenBank genome assembly. Lineage: Eukaryota; Fungi; Ascomycota; Dothideomycetes; Dothideales; Saccotheciaceae.